AUGGAUAUGAUGCCUGGCCCUGAGUACAAACUUCGGGCCUCAAAGCGAUCCCACGAUACUUCAUUCCAAGCGCCAGCGCAGGAGGAUGGUUACAGCACGUCGACGUCACUGGGAACUGAAGAUAUCUCCGCAGAGGUACGGCGCCUGAAGAUCAAGGAGGAGAACAGGCGAAAGAAAGAAAAUCCCAAGGCGGGCAUGCGCAAGCGCGAGAGUCUGGUGUCGAACGACAGUGCUUCAGCCGCUGUGAACAGGCCUCGGACUAAGCAGCUGAAGGUUGAGCAUGUGCGCAAAAGAGAGGGUGAUUUGGAGCCGGAAAUGGGACGGAUUCUCUGA
This is a messenger RNA of Penicillium bovifimosum, 333 nucleotides long. RefSeq lists its product as uncharacterized. The transcript is spliced from 3 exons. The coding region runs from base 1 to 333 and encodes 110 amino acids. Lineage: Eukaryota; Fungi; Ascomycota; Eurotiomycetes; Eurotiales; Aspergillaceae. The record is from RefSeq and is a predicted model, not a curated record.